AUGCAGUUUCCACCAUCUCUCAACCGCCUCCUCGUCCUCGCACUUGCUGCAAUUCUCGUCACCGAGGCGCACCCAAUCGGCCCAAGUAUCGAGGAGAGGCAAAUCCUUGGCCUACCAAUUGACCUCCCUCUCCUCAGCUUGCUCCUCCCCGGCUUAUUUACGCCCCCGGGGCUCCCAAUCCCAGGAGUCCCAGUCCCCGGCCUCCCAGUUCCGGGUGUCCCAGCCCCGGCCCCUCCAGCUCUUCCCGCACCGCCAGCUCUUCCUGCACCCCCGGCACCCCCCGCGUUUCCAGCGUUGCCUGCAUUCCCUGCGGCUCCUGCUAAUCCUGCGCUCCCAAUUCCCAUACCGCGAUGA
Molecule: messenger RNA, 354 nt
Organism: Cyclocybe aegerita
Lineage: Eukaryota; Fungi; Basidiomycota; Agaricomycetes; Agaricales; Hemipholiotaceae
Source: the annotation of a GenBank genome assembly